Impatiens glandulifera is the source of this 672-nucleotide messenger RNA. RefSeq lists its product as uncharacterized. NCBI's taxonomy places the organism in Eukaryota, Viridiplantae, Streptophyta, Magnoliopsida, Ericales, Balsaminaceae. The transcript is spliced from 4 exons. The record is from RefSeq and is a predicted model, not a curated record. Bases 1 to 672 code for a protein of 223 amino acids.
AUGGAGGAUUGUAACUCGAGCAAGUAUCCUAUGGAAAAAAUGUUGCAGCUCAAAAAGGAUGUGGAAGGAAGCUUAGUGGAUCUAAAGGAGUAUAGGCGUAUCAUCGGGAGUCUUAGGUACUUGACGCACACUCGACCCGAUAUCUCUUAUGCAGUUGGCAUAAUUAGUCGAUACAUGGAGAAACCUACCACUCUACGCCAACAAGUAGUAAAACACAUUUUUCGUUACGUGAAUGGAAUGACGAGUUAUGGGAUUAAGUUAAAAAGAGGACGAGAAGUUGAAGAACUCGUUGGUUUUACUGACAACGACCUAGUCGGUGACACAAACGAUAUAAAAAGUACUAGAGGGAUGGGAAAAAAUGAAAAGGUUCAAGGGCUUGCUCUCCGAGAAGAAAAUAAUAGGUUAAAAGACAUGAGUCUCUCAAUGAAACGGUUGUUAAACGAGAACUCGUGUCAUGGUUGUAAGGUUCUUACUCCCAUCGAACAAGCGCAACUUGCAAAUAUAAGACAACAUCAAGCUGAUAUUUUUCAAUUCAAGCAAAAGGUAACAUGGAUGGAACAUGUUGAAAUUGAAGACAUAGAUGGGUUCAAAUACUUUCAAGGUCUUUCCAUAGAACUGCUUCAGAACCAAUUUGAUAGCCCAUGUAUUGGAAGUUAUGACUCAAGAAGAUAG